Molecule: messenger RNA, 2135 nt
Organism: Sinocyclocheilus grahami
Lineage: Eukaryota; Metazoa; Chordata; Actinopteri; Cypriniformes; Cyprinidae
Gene: gnal2
Product: guanine nucleotide binding protein (G protein), alpha activating activity polypeptide, olfactory type 2
Exons: 12
Coding region: 335-1474 (379 amino acids)
Biological process (GO): adenylate cyclase-activating dopamine receptor signaling pathway; sensory perception of chemical stimulus
Cellular component (GO): heterotrimeric G-protein complex; cytoplasm
Molecular function (GO): GTP binding; G-protein beta/gamma-subunit complex binding; GTPase activity
Source: RefSeq, a predicted model, not a curated record
AGAAUAUCACAUAGCAAAAUACAGAGAGGGCGACAGAACCGAAGAGAAGGGAAGAGCGCCUGGCAGGGGCUCACAGAGACCCCCGGAUCCAGAUGCAGGUUCAUAUCCCACCUUACCGAUCGAUAUGUGAUCAGUUUCAUCAAUCCCUUCGCCUGAAUGACGCCCGGGCUGCUUGAGACGUUGUAACAGGGAGGAGAAACAAAACCCUUCCCGGCGACCUUUUUUUUCUCUCUCUCUCUCUCUAUUGUGGAUCAUUUUCUCUCUUUGGAAUCGGAAUCGGAAUCGGAUUGAUCGUUCAUAAGGGCAGCUCGCAGAUUGGCUUCGAGGGAGUAAGAUGGGGUGUUUGGGGAGCAGUAAAACCGAAGACCAGCGCAUCGACGAGAAAGCACAGCGAGAGGCCAACAAGAAAAUAGAGAAACAGUUGCAAAAAGAGAGACAGGCGUAUAAAGCCACACAUCGACUGUUGUUGUUGGGUGCUGGGGAAUCGGGGAAAAGCACUAUCGUGAAGCAGAUGAGAAUUCUUCACGUCAACGGGUUUAAUGCGGAGGAAAAGAAACAGAAGAUUCAAGACAUUCGCAAAAAUGUGAAGGACGCCAUCGUGACCAUAGUGUCUGCAAUGAGCACUUUAAUACCACCCGUCCCACUCGCUAAUCCAGAGGACCAGUUUAGGAUCGACUAUAUCAAAAGCAUAGCACCGCUCUCUGACUUUGAUUACACACAGGAGUUUUUCGAUCAUGCGAAGAAGCUCUGGGAUGAUGAAGGCGUUAAGGCGUGUUAUGAACGCUCCAACGAAUAUCAACUAAUCGACUGUGCGCAUUACUUUCUUGACCGGAUCGAUGCAGUAAGACAAAGCGACUAUACUCCAACAGACCAGGACUUGCUUCGCUGCAGAGUGUUAACAUCAGGGAUUUUUGAGACGCGAUUUCAGGUGGACAAAGUCAACUUUCAUAUGUUUGACGUGGGAGGUCAGAGAGACGAAAGGAAAAAGUGGAUUCAGUGUUUUAAUGACGUCACAGCGAUCAUCUUUGUGGUAGCAAGCAGCAGCUAUAACAUGGUCUUAAGGGAAGACAACAACACGAACAGGCUACGGGAAGCACUUGCUCUUUUUCGCAGUAUCUGGAACAACAGAUGGCUGCGGACCAUUUCGGUCAUAUUGUUCCUAAACAAACAAGACAUGCUGGCAGAGAAAGUAUUAGCUGGGAAAUCCAAAAUUGAAGAUUAUUUCCCUGAAUAUACUUCUUACACCUUACCUGAUAAAGUAACUCCUGAACCCGGUGAAGACCCCAGAGUGACGAGAGCCAAGUAUUUCAUUCGUGACGAGUUUUUGAGGAUCAGUACAGAAAGCGGAGACGGCCGUCACUACUGUUACCCCCAUUUCACAUGUGCAGUGGACACGGAAAACAUCCGCCGGGUCUUCAACGACUGCCGAGACAUCAUCCAGAGAAUGCACCUGCGGCAGUACGAACUCUUGUGAUCUCACUUCAGCUCUUUACAAACGUGUCUCCAAACUCCCCCUGCCCUCAUAACUCACGAGGCCAAAACCGCAGACGAAUAUACUACUGACGUUUGGCGCACCACCCUUCGGUUUUUUUAGGUGUUUUAUUUUAACUCAUGAUUCGGAGCGGAGAGGCUCGCUGGAUUCCCCCCCCCCCCACGUUUUUAUUCGAAUCACCUUUAUUUUUUGCCAUUCCAUGAAGCCUCUGGCUACCUCCUUAUUUUUUAUUCAAAUAAAAAAUGAUAUCGUCGUGUGUAUAUAUAUGUAUACGUGCUGGCGCCUGGCAGAUUAUGAAGAUCGCAUCACCUUGUGACCUCCAGGAGUCCUAGUCUCUCACCCCGAACCUUGAUCUUCUGGCCUACAGGGCUCUCUGCUGCUCUUUCUGUUUCCGAACACUGAAGAUCGCCCGCGGACUGAGGCGGGGACAGGGAGGCGGGCCGGGGGUUGUCGAACACGGGGGAAGCGAAGUGAAGUAAUGCACUUUUCCAUCAGGUUUUGACUGACGGUUUCCUUUACGAAGAUGGACACACAAUGUAGCAUCAAAUCAUGAAUUUCUGUCCCACUUAAGGCUGCGGAUAGGUCAGAGAAUGGCGGGGAUGACCACGCCCCUUUUUAUGUGAAAGAUGCGGAGCCUUUGAAA